CCGGACUCCGCCGGACGGAGACGGGGCGGAGAGGUAUAUUCAUGUUAGUGGUCUUGCAACAGUGAUGAUGUUAUAGUCUCCUGGUCUCUAGAGCUAUAUUUGUUGAGAAGACACGGACGGUUGAUAUGUCAGCCUUUCCUUCUGAUACAGGUAGCCGCUGGAUCGAGUAGAAGAGAGGCGGCAUGUACUCGGAGUGGCGGUCGCUGCACCUGGUGGUCCAGGGCGACCAGGGCCACGUGAGCGUCCUGCACACUUACCCCGCGGCGGUGGGGCGGGACGUGGCCAACGCGGUGGUGCGCCCGCUGGGGACCGCCCUCGUGUCCCCGGUGGCCGAGAGCCUGCUCAAAACCGACAAGGAGGUCAAGUGGACGAUGGAAGUUUUGUGCUAUGGCCUCACGCUACCUCUGGAUGGAGACACUGUUAAGCUGUGCGUGGACGUGUACACUGACUGGAUCAUGGCACUGGUGGCUCCAAGAGACUCCAUCCCACAGCCCAUCAUCAAGGAGCCCAACCUCUACGUGCAGACUAUUCUCAAACACCUCCACAACCUCUUCCUGCCCAGGCCCGAACACUACAGCCCCAGCCACUUCCGGCUGUGCCAGCAGGUGCUCACGGCGGUGCAGAAGCUGGCGCGGGAGUCGGCCAGCAUGGUGCGGGAGACCUGGGAGGUCCUGCUGCUCUUCCUGCUGCGGAUCAACGACACGCUGCUGGCUCCGCCCACCGUGGGAGGCGGGAUAGCAGAGAAGCUGGCGGAGAAGCUGAUCAGCGUGCUCUUCGAGGUCUGGUUCCUGGCCUGCACGCGCUGCUUCCCCACCCCGCCUUACUGGAAGACGGCCCGGGAGAUGCUGGCCAACUGGAGACACCACCCCCCGGUGGUGGAGCAGUGGAGCAAGGUCAUCUGCGCUCUGACCUCCAGACUGUUGCGUUUCACCUACGGGCCCGCGUUCCCGCCUUUUAAAGUCCCCGACGAAGACGCCAACCUGAUCCCUGCUGAGAUGGACAACGACUGUGUGGCUCAGACCUGGUUUCGCUUUCUGCACAUGCUGAGCAACCCGGUGGACCUGAGCAACCCGGUGAUCAUCAGCUCCACGCCCAAGUUCCAGGAGCAGCUGCUCGGCGUGAGCGGCGUGCCGCAGGAGGUGGUCCAGCACCCCUGCCUCAAGCAGCUGCCCCAGAUCUUCUUCCGCGCCAUGCGCGGGGUCAGCUGCCUGGUGGACGCCUUCCUGGGUGUUGCAGUCUCAAAGAAAGAGAUACAAGAAAGACUGCCCUCUUAUGGAGUUACAGUGUCUAGGAGCAAUAUUCGUGACAGACUUCCUUCAUUAGGUGUUGCGGUGUCUAAGAACAAUUUUCGGGAAAGGCUACCGUCUUAUGGCAUCUCCCGGCCGAGGUCGGACAGCGCCCCCCCCACCCCCGUGAACAGGCUGAGCAUGCCCCCUCCGCCCACCACCACCAACACCACGCCCCCGCACAGCCGGCGACAUCGCCCCACGGGGGUCACAAAGACGACCAGCAAGGCCUCCACGGGGAGCACGGCUCACCCCCCCAAAGUGUCCCACCAGACUUCCUCCACGUCCCCGCUGUCCAGCCCCAACCAGACCAGCUCGGAGCCCCGCCCACUGCCCGCGCCCACACGGCCCAAGGUCAACAGCGUCCUCAACCUGUUCGGCCAAUGGCUUUUCGACGCGUCGCUGGUGCACUGCAAGCUCCACAACGGGAUAACCCGGGACGGCACCAUGACGGCAGCCCUGGCUACUCAAGCUGGCGUGGAGAUGCGCAGGAGAGGCCCCCAGAUGUCCACCGAGACCAUGGUGUCCAACCCCAUGUUCGACGCCAACGAGUUCCCCGACAACUACGAGGCUGGUCGGGCCGAGGCCUGCGGCACGCUCUGCAGGAUAUUCUGCAGCAAGAAGACCGGCGAGGAGAUCCUGCCCGUCUACCUGUCCAGGUUCUAUAUGGUCCUGAUCCAGGGCCUGCAGAUCUCGGACUACGUCUGCCGACCCGUUCUGGCCAGCAUAAUCCUCAACUCGUCUGCGCUCUUCUGCUCCGACCUGAAGGGCAUCAACGUGGUGGUCCCGUACUUCCUCUCGGCUCUGGAGACCAUUCUCCCUGAUCGGGAACUAUCCAAGUUCAAAACCUACGUCAACCCCACAGACCUGAGGAGGUCAUCCAUUCACAUCCUGCUGUCCAUGCUGCCUCUCCCGCACCACUUCGGACACGUCAAAUCUGAAGUUCUUUUGGAGGGAAAGUUCAGCAACGAUGAGAACUCCCUGCAGGACAAGGCAGUCACCUUCCUCUCCCUGAAGCUGCGAUUGGUCAACGUUCUCAUAGGAGCCCUGCAAACCGAGACCGACCCAGUCAACACUCAGAUGAUUCUCGCUGCGAUGCUCAACAUUGUCCAGGAUUCUGCUCUUUUGGAAUCGAUAGGGGCUCAGGCGGAAAUGGGCAGCGCCGAGGGAAGCCACAUGUCGGUGAAGAGCCACAGCCGGAACAACAGCGGGAUCAGCACCGCCAGCGGGGGGAGCUCUGAAGCCACCACCCCGGACAGCGAGCGACCAGCGCAGGCGCUGUUGCGCGACUACGCUCUUCAUACAGAUACGGCGGCCGGCCUCCUCAUCCGCAGCAUCCACCUGGUCACCCAGAGGCUCAACUCGCAGUGGCGGCCGGACAUGAGCAUCUCGCUGGCCGCCCUGGAGCUGCUGGCCGGCCUGGCCAAGGUGAAGGCGAGCGUGGAGUCGGCGGACAGGAAGCGGGCGGUCAGCUCCAUCUGCGGCUACAUCGUGUACCAGUGCAGCCGCCCCGCCCCGCUGCACUCGCGCGACCUGCACUCCAUGAUCGUGGCGGCCUUCCAGUGCCUCUGCGUGUGGCUGACCGAGCACCCGGACAUGCUCAACGAAAAGGAUUGUCUAAUAGAGGUGCUGGAGAUCGUGGAGCUCGGCAUAUCCGGGAGCAAAUCCAAGGCGAGCGACCAGGAAGUGCGGUACAAGGGUGACAAGGAGCACAACCCCGCCUCCAUGAGGGUGAAGGACGCGGCUGAGGCCACGCUGUCAUGCAUCAUGCAGGUGCUGGGGGCGUUCCCGUCGCCCAGCGGCCCCGCCUCCCCGUGCAGCCUGCUGAACGAGGACACCCUCAUCAAGUACUCCCGGCUGUCCUCCACCAGCAGGAGCAACUUCCGCUACUUCGUCCUGGACAACUCCGUCAUCCUGGCCAUGCUGGAGCAGCCGCUGGGGAACGAGCAGAACCCCUGUCCGUCCGUCACCGUGCUGAUGAGGGGGACGUCCGGCCGGCACGCCUGGACCAUGCAGCUGCACCUGCAGCCCCGAGGAGCGCGAGCGCGCGCCAACCAGAGGGUGUUCGUCCCCGAGAGCCGGCCCACCCCCAGGAACGACGUGGGCAUCCGCUUCAACGUCAAACACAGGCCCUUCCCGGAGGAGGUGGACAAAAUCCCGUUCGUCAAGGCCGACCUGAGCAUUCCGGACCUGCACGACAUUGUGAAUAAGGAGGCUGAACUGGCCGUGCCUCGCACUACGACACUCAAGUACAGUGACCCAGAACUGGAGAUCCAGCACGACAAGCUGCGGAGCGUGAUGGUGAAUCAGAUGGAGUACGAGUCGACCUUGGAGCGCCACAGCGAGGACCUGUGGAGGAACAAGCCCUUCCCAGACCCCCUGGUCGACUGCAAGCCCCCCGCGCCCUCCCAGGAGUUCCAGACCGCCCGCCUCUUCCUGUCCCACUUCGGCUUCCUGUCGCUGGAAGCGCUGAAGGAGCCCGGGAACAGUCGCUUACCUCCUCAUCUAAUUGCACUGGAAUCUGCCUUGCCUGGCUUCUUUGAUGACAUAGGAUACCUGGACCUCCUCCCCUGCCGCCCCUUCGACACUGUAUUUAUAUUCUAUAUGAGGGCAGGCCAGAAAAGCAGCCAAGAGAUCCUGAGGAACGUGGAGUCCUCGGCCAACGUCCAGCACCACUUCCUGGAGUUCCUGCUGUCUCUGGGCUGGCCGGUGGAUGUGGGCCAGCACCCUGGAUGGACCGGCAGCGUCUACACCAGCUGGUCCAUCAACGCCUGCGACGGCGGGGAAGGCCAGCAGCAAGAUGAGACCAUUACACUGGGGGACACUGGUGGCGGCAUCUUCAACGGGGAGAGGAGGGUGCUGUACUACGCUGAUGCUCUGACAGAAAUAGCCUUUGUAGUCCCAUCACUUUUGGACUCUUCUACUGAGUCAUCGGAGAACAGCUUCCCGACAGCGGAGACGGAUUCUCAGAUGGAGCUGUUUCCCGGAUUGCUGAAACAGUCCAAUUUAACACUGGAGCUCUUCCCUAACCACUCUGAUAACCUGGGACCCUCUCAAAGGAGUCCCACGGUGAAGAUGAAGAAGAUGCCUCUGAGCAGAACUGUGCCCCCGCUGGGACCAGAGACCAAAGUGCUGGUGGUUUGGGUCGAGCGCUACGACGAUAUCGAAAACUUCCCUCUUCCGGAACUCCUGGCGGAGACCAGCACUGGAGUGGAGACGGCUGCAAACAGCAGCGCUUCGUACAGGCCCAUGGCGUCGGAGAAGGACGUCCUGGCGAUCUUCAUCCACCCGCUGAAGACGGGCCUGUUCCGCAUCAAGCUGCCCGGGGCCAUGGGGAAGUUCAGCAUGGUCAUCCCCCUGGUGGACGGGAUGGUCGUCAGCCGGAGGGCUUUAGGGUUCCUGGUGAGGCAGACUGUGAUCAACGCCUGCCGGAGGAAGAGGCUGGAGAGCGACUCCUACAACCCGCCGCACGUGCGGCGGAAACAGAAGAUCGCCGAGAUCGUCAACAAGUACCGCAACAAGCAGCUGGAGCCCGAGUUCUACACCUCGCUGUUCCAGGAGGUGGGGGAGGGCAGCCUGAACCCCUGACCGGGGGAGGACUGCGCGGACGCUUCGUAUUUAUGAAAACCGGUCCGUUAUUUACGUCGCCACUCUGCGGCCCGAACACUACAGGCGGGGGGCGGUCCUCGGAAAGAACGGCGAAUUUCCACACUGACACGCAGCCACGGCAACUACCCCCACCCCCCUUACACCCACUCCCCACCCAUUCCCGAGUACCCCUCCCCCUUGACCCCCAGCCCUCAAACACUACAUAGGACCCACGGAAAGACGGACAGACGGGCGCGGCUGCCUCCCCCCCCUGGCCCAGGGCUCGGACAGCCCCACGGUCGGGGGCCGGCGCGCGACAAACCUGUAGGGGAAAGGGGCGCGGCGCGUGGGGCCGGGGGGCUCGUAGCGCGGCUCGUACCGUCCGCACGAGCAGCCGUUAGGCACGGAGCCUCGCGUUGGACGAGAGGCGGAACCUCGUUUUCCCAAAGAAUGCAAUACUGUCCUUUCACCAUCGUCACACCUGACUGUACUUUGUUUUUGGUUUUUGACACUGCUGUAAUUUUCCUUUCCUUCACAUUUUUGUCAGAAUUUUAGGCCUGGAAUGAAACGAGAAUGAAUGACAGAAUGCAUUUGAAAUGCCAAAAGUAGUACUUCUGCGAUUUAACACUAUACUGGUAUAGGGUGACAAAUUUAGCCUUGACCGUUAUUUGUGCUAAUGAGUGUAUAAGCAAGUUCUCAGUUGCUAAAAUGUAUUUUAUAAAUUAAGUCUUUUGAGUGAUUUCUCCCCACACAAAUGACACAAGCAGAGCAAUCUACUCUUGUCUGUAACAUAAAGGUUUAUUUUAAUCUCAGGUAGUUUAUACCAUAUUGGAUAUGCAGUCAUCUGGUCAUGUAUUUAAUGCACUUCAACCAACUGACCUCAGUUAAGACAUCAAUCACACGGUUUGGGCGUUGAUAAGCAUACAUUUUGUUCCUUCUUAAUUUUAAAAAAGAAAAACAAAAGUAAUUCAUUUUUGAUGAACAAAGAUUAGAAUCCAUUAACUUUAAAAAGCGUGAUUUGUUUUUUAACAGUCUUGGAAAGGCCUUGUCUGACCAUAACACAAAUCUUAACACUAUUCCCCCAUGUAACCAGUAUGUAAACUUGUACUUCCUUGGAGUAUCAAAACAUCCAAUCAGCAGGGACUGCUUCUGCCAGAGUUCUCAUUUUUGGCGAUAUCAGUGUGAAAAAUUGCUAAUUAAGCUACUCAAGUCUUCCUUAUAAUUCAUUGCUGGUUGUAGCAAGUCUGACACAGUUGAAACGUGAGCUACAUUUUGAUUGGAGCAGUGAAGGCCUGUUGUAAUUGUAAUUGUUUUAUAUAUAGAGGCCCACUUCUGGAGUUCUUUUUUUUCCUUUCUCAUUAUUUCUAAAGGAAGUGCCCACCUCUUCCUUUGCUAUUUAUGUAUAGCUCAAAGUGUAGGGGUAAUCUGAUAGACCAGUGCUUCUCUUCCGGUGUCUAUUGUUGUGUAGGCUUUCCUGUCUGGGUAGAAAGAGAGAACGGCUACUCGCUGUUAGUUUGUCGGUGUUGCCUAGCCACAUGGACACUCUCCCAAAAAAGAUAGCAGUCUGUUCAGUGUGUAACCCAGCCGGACCACACGGGGGCGGCAGUGUGCUUGCAGGACUUCAAAACAUUAUUUUACUUCAGACUGUCUGCAGUUAGGUCCAGGCUGUGCCAAGGAUUUUGACCAUUAUAAGGGCUUGAGACAUGUUUUCCCUUUGGAGUUGUAUGACGACCCUUCGCCACCACGUCAUUGUUGAAUACAUUUUAUUUACUGCUGGACGACAUAAACAUUUCUUUAUUGGCGAAAUUAUCAUCUACUUUUGAUCUGAUUCAGGUUUGAUCUACUUUUUAAAAAUUAUUAUUAUUAUUAUUAUUAUUAUUCCUGCCUUAGUAGUGUGUCUAAAAUCAAUAUCAUUAAUCCCAAUAAUUUAAAAAACUGACCUCUGACUUCACUCCAAAUUGAUUAGUCAUCCUUCGAUCAGCGUGGCCCAAUGCAGAUAGGUCUUUGUUUUUCUUCAGUUGCAGAUGUCUAAUGUUGUUUAUUUUAAAGUUUCAGUUCUUGUGUUUGACCGGCCUGGUGUUAGAUAACCCAAGCACCACUGUUCCAAACAAAAGGUUGAGUUCAGCCAGAAGGAAAAAAACCAAUGAAUGAAGUUUGAGGCUCUGUUCCGGAGUUUUCUUUCUCCUCGCUGAUGAUAAAGUCUUUGAAGAAACGGAAUGUGUUCCAUGUUGCUGUUGCACGUGGCCUCUUGAAAAAUCACUGAAAAGGUCUGAUAUCAAAGCCAUCGUGUGCUGCGUAUAUGAUGUACAAUCUCAAUUUCAACACAUUGCCUAAACUUGAUUGCCUAUUUUAAUUUUUUGUUUUGUUUUGAGUCCCUGUUCCUAUAUAAUGGCAUUUGUUCUCUGUAAAUAUUGCAGGCUUUAACUCGAGAUGUAUUUAGUUGGAGGAAUAUAUGUAAAUAUGAAAGUGUGAAGUAUAUUUCAUUUGUCUGUUCUCUUUAUUCAUUAGGAAAGGCACAAAAUGCUUGUUUGUAUUUAUGCCAAUUAUAUAUGUGUCCAAGAGAAACACAUUGGAUAUUGAAUGUAACACAUAUACUGAAUAAAAAUUUUAAAGAACUUCUUAUCAUA
Anguilla anguilla (European eel) is the source of this 7501-nucleotide messenger RNA. Its product is annotated as ral GTPase-activating protein subunit beta-like. The record is from RefSeq and is a predicted model, not a curated record. The coding region runs from base 183 to 4874 and encodes 1563 amino acids. The transcript is spliced from 34 exons. Gene Ontology annotation, molecular function: GTPase activator activity. Lineage: Eukaryota; Metazoa; Chordata; Actinopteri; Anguilliformes; Anguillidae. Gene Ontology annotation, biological process: activation of GTPase activity; regulation of small GTPase mediated signal transduction.